AGGGUUUUAGACGACGACGACUCUGGUUUCCGCUACAGCCCAUAAGCGCUCUCUGCUUCUUCGGAUUCGCCUUCGCCUUCGCCUUCUUCAUCCCUAGUAGAGCGAGCGAGAGAAAGAGAGGGGGUGGGGGAAAAUGCUGGACAUCAAUCUGUUCAGGGAAGAGAAGGGGAACAACCCCGAGAUCAUCCGCGAGUCCCAGCGCCGCCGCUUCGCCAGCGUCGAUCUCGUCGACGAGAUCGUCCACCUCGACAAGGAGUGGCGCCAGCGUCAGUUUGAGCUCGAGAAUCUGCGCAAGGACUUCAACAAGAUCAACAAGCGUGUGGCACAGCUCAAAAUCUCCGGUGAGGAUGCGUCGGAGAUGAUAGCGAAUACCAAUGAGAAUAAGAAGUUGACUGCCGAGAAAGAAGUUGAAGUCCGUCAAGCCUGGGUGGCCUUAAAAUCGAGGCUCGAAGUAGUUGGGAACCUUGUGCAUGACUCCGUACCUGUUAGCAACGAUGAGGCAAAUAAUGCAGUUGUUAGGACAUGGGGAACAAAAAGGCUGGAGCCCAAGCUAAAGAACCAUGUUGAGCUUGUGGAUCUUCUCGAAAUUGCGGACUUGAAAAAAGGUGCUGACGUGGCUGGGGGUAGAGGGUUCUACUUAAAGGGGGACGGUGUACGUCUUAAUCAAGCUCUGAUUUGUUUUGGACUGGAUUUCUUGGAGAAAAGGGGCUACACGCCCCUACAAACACCUUUCUUCAUGAAACAAGAUAUCAUGGCAAAAUGUGCUCAAUUGGCACAAUUUGAUGAGGAACUCUACAAGGUAACCGGAGAGGGAGAUGACAAAUAUCUCAUUGCUACUGCCGAGCAGCCACUCUGUGCUUAUCAUCUUGAAGAUUGGAUCCAUCCGUCCCAGCUACCAAUAAGGUAUGCUGGAUAUUCAUCUUGCUUCCGCAAAGAGGCUGGUUCCCACGGUCGUGAUACUUUAGGAAUUUUCAGAGUUCAUCAAUUUGAGAAAGUAGAGCAAUUUUGCAUCACCAGUCCAAUUGGCAAUGAGUCUUGGGAAAUGCACGAGGAAAUGAUAAAAAAUUCUGAGGAGUUUUACCAGGCGCUUAAGAUCCCAUAUCAAGUCGUGGCAAUUGUUUCUGGUGCUCUGAAUGAUGCAGCUGCGAAGAAGUAUGAUCUCGAGGGCUGGUUUCCUGCAUCCCAGACUUACAGAGAGCUUGUGUCCUGUUCAAAUUGUACUGAUUAUCAGUCAAGGAGACUGGAAAUACGAUAUGGUCAGAAGAAGAGCAAUGAACAAGUGAAGCAAUAUGUUCACUUACUAAAUUCUACCCUGACUGCCACUGAGAGGACAAUUUGCAGCAUACUUGAGAACUACCAGAAAGAAGAUGGAGUUGAGGUUCCAGAAGUUUUAAGAGGAUACAUGGGUGGGAAGACAUUCUUGCCUUUCAAGGCCAAACCCGCAACAGAAACUAAAGGGAAGAAGACUAAAGCAUAGCUUUCAUAUUUGGGAAAAUGUUGACAAGAAUUUUAAGAGCCAGAUUUAGUUGGAAUUCAUGACUGAAAGAUUAUGUGGCCCCAGUUCCUGGGGAUCACCAAGGAAGCUGAACCUAGAAAUUAAAACGUGCUUAAAUCUUCCAAUUUUCUUGUUGACUGUCCAUAAACUAGAUAGCUUCAGUUCUGGGUAGUAGUAUCGCUAAAUUUGAUCUUCAUUAUAUGCCGGAUGUAGAGUCUGGUUUGUCUUUGA
This is a messenger RNA of Syzygium oleosum, 1726 nucleotides long. RefSeq names its product serine--tRNA ligase. Gene Ontology annotation, molecular function: ATP binding; serine-tRNA ligase activity; tRNA binding. Gene Ontology annotation, cellular component: cytosol. The transcript has 9 exons. Gene Ontology annotation, biological process: seryl-tRNA aminoacylation. The record is from RefSeq and is a predicted model, not a curated record. NCBI's taxonomy places the organism in Eukaryota, Viridiplantae, Streptophyta, Magnoliopsida, Myrtales, Myrtaceae. The coding region runs from base 134 to 1477 and encodes 447 amino acids.